Diaporthe batatas is the source of this 1507-nucleotide messenger RNA. RefSeq lists its product as uncharacterized. Gene Ontology annotation, cellular component: membrane. Lineage: Eukaryota; Fungi; Ascomycota; Sordariomycetes; Diaporthales; Diaporthaceae. The transcript is spliced from 4 exons. The record is from RefSeq and is a predicted model, not a curated record. Gene Ontology annotation, biological process: amino acid transmembrane transport. Gene Ontology annotation, molecular function: L-amino acid transmembrane transporter activity. Bases 97 to 1434 code for a protein of 445 amino acids.
CCGCAGGCAGCCCCUAAACGAACACAAAUAGCAGUCUAGGCCCGCCUUAUGCAUCACCACUCGAAGAGUAGGACUUGGAGGCCUCCCUGACCGACGAUGACAGCCGUGUCCCCAACAAGAGAUAGUGCGGCUCUGCUGGAGGAGCAAGGGCUUCUGGACUCUGAUCGACGCUCGUUCGAGGCUCUCAAUGAAACCCCUGCCACCCCUCCGGACGAGGAUACUCGGACCCUCCAGCCGCCGCCAAGGACUCUGGGAUUCCAGAAUGGUGUCGCUAUCGUUAUCGGCAUGCAGAUAGGCUCGGGCAUCUUCUCGUCGCCCGCGAGCGUCAUUGGCCAUGUUCACAGCUCCAGCCUCGCUGUCACGGCAUGGUUCGUCGCCGGUCUGUUGGCAUGGGCAGGUGCUGCCUCUGUCGUCCAGCUAGGCACGCUUGUCCCAGUCAAUGGUGGCUUCCAGGAGUACUUAUCUUUUCUGUACGACGACUCGUACGGCUGUCUAUUUGCCUGGUGCUGGAUCAUAAUCUCUCGCCCCUGUGGACUGGCGAUGGUGUCGCUGAUUUUCUCCGAGUACCUCUACGAGGCCAUUGCAAGUGGUCAGGUGCAGGACUCACAUAUGAAGGCCAUGGCGGUCAUGUCGAUCAUCUCCAUCACAGUCCUCAACUGUCUGGGUACCCCCGUGGGUAAACGCAUGGGAAGCAUUUUCCUCACCCUGAAAGUUAUUGGCCUUCUCUCAAUCCCGCUGGCAGCGCUCAUCUAUCGGGUGUCUAGUGUUGUUCCUGGGGGUGACUCUUCAUACAACCGCUCCGAAGAUUCAAAUGGCCCAGCAACUCAGUCUACGUCUGAUGCUGCGCCAGACCCUUGGGCUACCCUCGGCGGUCUCACUGAUUCUGUUCUCGCGGCUGUGUUUGCUUAUGGGGGUUGGGAAAGUAUCAGCUUUGUUGUGGGGGAAAUUCAAAAUGUCGAGGUCACCCUGCCUAAAAUUCUUCACACAUCCAUGGCCGCCGUCAUCGUCCUGUUCGUGUCUGCAAAUCUUGCACUAUACGCGAUCGUACCAAUUGAGGAUAUGGAAACAUCCAAUACCAUUGCCCUGGCAUUCGGGUAUCGUAUUGCUGGGACCGCUGGCAAGAUUUUCUACGCUUGGAUCGUCUGUCUCUCAUGCCUCGGAACAUUGCAUGCCAUUGUCUUCUCUGCUGGUCGUCUCACUCAAGCUGCCGGCAGCCAUUCAUAUGUCCCGCAGUUCCUUGGCCGCAGUGCAACGCCACCACUGCAGAGAUUGAGGGGAUUGUGUGGCGAGCGUGGCAGACACAGGUCCUCGGUCGAUCUAGAUGUGACACGUCAGAACAUACCGGCAAAUGCAAUGCUCCUGAACGCUGCGUUAGCGUGUAUCUUCGUCUUAACAGGUACCUUCAGACAACUGCUGACCUUCAAAGGUGGGUAAGCCCACGAAACGGGACGAAAUGCUUGAUAGUUGACCUCUUGUAAAAAUUUAGGAAUGAUGGAGUAUACCAUUU